AUGGGAGAUAAUCUUCUCACAAUGUCAAUGGAGAAUCAUCACCCUUCAACCCACUUGUCUAUGGAUUCAAGUGCCUCGUCUUCACACGAUGAAUUAGACCUUGAGAUGUAUGGCCCAGUUGUUUUAACCCGUCCACCGGAUAUCAAUUUACCCCUUUCAGUCGAUCGAAGCCCCCCUCUGCAGCAGCCUUGGAACCCUGAACACUGUGAUAUUCUUGAUGUUGGAUUAGGUUCCCAAAUGUACGAGACCGAAAGUUUUCUUAGUGUCCCUAAAGUUGGGAGGAAGUGUGCAAAAAGGAUUGAUAGCAUCUGGGGAGCUUGGUUAUUCUUCAGCUUUUACUUUAAACCAGUACUGAAUGACAAAUCAAAAACAAAGAUCAUACGUGACGGUAAUGGAGUUUCUGGGUAUGAUAAAUCUGAUCUCAAGACUGAUGUUUUUAUGGUUCAGCAUGAUAUGGAGAAUAUGUACAUGUGGGUUUUUAAGGAAAGGCCUGAGAAUGCUCUGGGUAAGAUGCAGCUCAGAAGUUAUAUGAACGGGCAUUCUCGUCAAGGAGAGCGUCCCUUUCCUUUUAGCGCUGAUAAAGGUUUUGUUCGGUCUCAUAGGAUGCAAAGGAAACAUUACAGGGGGCUCUCGAAUCCUCAGUGUGUUCAUGGGAUUGAGAUGGUUGCAUCACCCAAUCUCAUGGUUCUUGAUGAAGAUGAUCGAAAAAGAUGGACCGACCUCACUGGAAGGGAAAUAAACUUCACCAUUCCAUCAGAAGCAAGCGAUUACAGUUCAUGGAGAAAUCUUCCAAAUGCGGAGUUUGAACUUGAAAAGCCACCUCCUCCAAUCAAGAGUAAUCCUAAUUCAAACUCAAAGAAAUUGCUAAAUGGAUCUGUGCUAAACCUGUCUACUCAACCAUCUAACCAUGGCAAUGGGGAUGCAAUGGAUCUAUCACCUGUCAGUAGCAAAAGGAAGAAGGAUUUCUUUUCACAGGGGAAUGAUGAUGAUGGUUAUCUGGCUGUAAAUCAGCCUUCUGAUCGAAUCCCUGAUUUGGAAGUUCACCCAAAUGGACCACACUGGCUGAAUGAAUUUAACGGGGUGCUGAGGAAUAUUUAUGGACCUGUUACGGCUGCCAAAACAAUCUACGAGGAUGAACAAGGUUAUCUGAUCGUAAUGAGCUUGCCCUUUGUAGAUCUUCAGAGGGUGAAAGUGUCCUGGAGGAACACACUAACACAUGGAAUCAUCAAGGUGUCUUGUACAAGUACGUCUCGCGUGCCAUUUAUCAAGAGACAUAACAGGACUUUCAAGCUUUCAGAUUCAUAUUCAGAGCACUGUCCCCCUGGAGAAUUUGUCAGAGAAAUUUCACUUUCAACCCGAAUUCCUGAAGAUGCUCAUAUAGAAGCAUAUUAUGAUGGACCAGGAACUGUGCUCGAGAUUUUGGUACCCAAGCUGCGUGAAGGACCAGAAGAACAUGAAGUUCGUGUUUGCUUUCGCCCUCCCCAUGGGAGCAAGGAUCUUAUGUUGUCCUAA
This is a messenger RNA of Fraxinus pennsylvanica, 1512 nucleotides long. Lineage: Eukaryota; Viridiplantae; Streptophyta; Magnoliopsida; Lamiales; Oleaceae. The record is from the annotation of a GenBank genome assembly.